This is a messenger RNA of Diuraphis noxia (Russian wheat aphid), 1122 nucleotides long. RefSeq lists its product as uncharacterized. The record is from RefSeq and is a predicted model, not a curated record. Lineage: Eukaryota; Metazoa; Arthropoda; Insecta; Hemiptera; Aphididae.
GUGUAUGGACUAUUGAAGAUAAUAUUUACAUAAACACCGAAGAUAGUAAGGAGUUCAUAUUUAGAGCUAUACUUCAUGGAUCAAUAAGUUUUUCGGUAGAUAGUGCCAAUGAUGCACAUAUUGUUUUGGCAACUAAAAAUAAAGAAUCUGAACCUAUGAUAGAGGUAUUACUUGGUGGCUGGAAGAAUUCAGCAUCUGCCAUUCGUUACAACAAACAAACACCAGAUAAGGUGCACGUUGACACUCCUCAACUUCUGAGUAAAGACGCUCCAAAGAAAUUUGUCAUUUUUUGGAGAGAUGGUGUUUAUGAAGUGUUUAGUGAAAAAACUAAAUUAUUUGAAUGGAAAGAUUCAAGCCCAUUUCUCAUUUCUCAUUAUGGAGUUCGUACUUGUUGGGGGGCUGUUGGUAAUUGGCACAUUCAUGGUGCAGCAGAUGAUCAAUUUAAAAGCAAAAUAGUUGCUACCCCAAAACCAAAACCUGUAAAAGGAAAAGCUCCACCUGCAGCUUCACCUGGUUGGAAUCUUGAUGGACCGUCCUCUGGUCCAGUUCAAUGGGUUCAUGCUAGUAACGGGCAGAUACCACCAAAUGCUUUACCUGGUGGUUUUGAUGCUACCAAUGAACAGCUAUAUGUAGCCAGAGCAGAACAUAAUGGUGCUUUGAUUCCUGGUAAACUUGUUCCUUCACAUGGUGUUGUCUAUAUACCUUGGGGUGGUGUCGAGAAUCCCAAAGAAAACUAUGAAGUUCUUUGUAACUGUAAUGGUACUUGGGUGAAAGCUAACAAUGGAGAAGUCCCUGUAGGAGCAUUAUCUUCAGGUCAUACUGAAGAUGGUGAACCAUUGUUUGUUGGACGUGGUGAUUAUAAUGGCUCAUUAACUGUUGGAAAGGUUCAACCUAGUCACAGUGUUUGUUAUGUACCAUAUGGCGGUGAGGAAGUACCUCUGAAUGAUUACGAAGUGUUGGUAGUUUAAAACUAUCAAAAUUAACCAAAGAUAAAAGAAGUAUUAAACAAUUUCAAAAUGGCACGUUGAAUUUAUUGGAACUUUUAAGAAUUUUUUUUAACGCUUUAUUUAUACUUACAUUAUUUAUAAUUUAUCAAAAACAUUAAAUCUAUCACGGCAUUAA